Haemonchus placei is the source of this 1386-nucleotide messenger RNA. Lineage: Eukaryota; Metazoa; Nematoda; Chromadorea; Rhabditida; Trichostrongylidae. The record is from the annotation of a GenBank genome assembly.
AGGUGGGAGACAAAAGACCGAUUUGCCCCCUUCCCGCAUUUCUUCGCUGGUCAGCUGUACACGUGUUGUCAUACCGCAAUAAAGAACUUCAUCACAAAUGUGAUCCCAUUUUCAGACGCCACUGUCAUACGUGAUUUCGGCUGGACUGGUGCUGAAGUUGUUGAGAAGACCAUGGCUGAGAAUAAGAGAGCUGACGAGACGAUGCGACAUCAGUUCAUCGGUACCUACAGCGGGCUGACAAGGAUGUACCCAAGACGCUAUUGGAGAAUUGAACCUGCACCGAUCACAAUCGAUUUGUACGAUCCGAAAUUUCGACCAUGGUUUGUGAACACUGAAUCGGCACCAAAGGAUAUCGUGUUUCUCAUUGAUUACUCUGGAAGUGUAAAAGGUCCAACGAUGCAUCUUAUAAAGAUCACUAUGAUGUACAUCUUGUCUACACUGUCACCUAAUGACUAUUUCUUUGGCGUGUACUUCAAUUCCGUGUUUGCACCGAUUCUUUCCUGCGCAAAUGGGACAUUUCUGCCUGCCACGACAAGCAACAAAAAGAUUUUCUUUGAACGACUUGGCGAACUUGAAGAGAAAGACCAAGCUCAUGUAUCAGCUCCGUUGCGGUUCUCUCUGGAUGCGUUACGUGGGAAUCUGAAUUCGACUAACUCGGCAUUCCCAAAUUACCGCUCGGGAGGCCAUAAGUUGCUUAUGUUGUUUACUGAUGGCCUGGAUGAAUGGCCUCAUGCCGUAAUGGAAGAGGAACUCCGCAACCGAAACGGCGACGUGAUUCGUAUGUUUGGUUACUCGAUGGGUUACGGUACAGGACAACUGCCUAUGUUAAACUGGAUGGCUUGUAAAACAUUUGGCAAAUAUUCAGUGAUCGACUCUAUUAUGGAUGUGAAACCACAGUCACGUUCAUUUUUGGAUCAUUUGAGCGUUGCGCUCGGAAAAACACUCGAAACUACUCCAAUUGAAGCCCGGCGGAUAAGUUGGUCCAAACUCUACAUGGAGGUUCAAGGCCUCGGCCCCACUAUUACUAUAUCGCUACCCAUCGUCACGAAGCCAGACGGCAUCUGGCUAGGGCAGCGAAUUGCCGGUAUAGCAGGUAUCGAUAUCGGUAUAGCCGAGCUGACUGAUAGGCUACCUCGAGGAGAUCAAAUCUACGGAAUUAUUGUCGACAAUAACGGCAUCAUCAUCUACCAUCCCAAACACGUCCUUCCGGCUACUGAAGUACAUGCAGUACGUCGAAGCGCGUGUUACGAUGCCUCUCAAGUGCGACAUCGAGCUGGGGCAGGAUUACGGGUUCAAUAUGGCUUCAGUGAUCAGCGUGUGUAUCGGCUAGUCGGACUUAUCGACAGCAUACCAACCAUCGAUUUGGUGAGCGAUCGAGAGUUCUGA